UGACUUGCAUUAUUAAUUCCUUUAAUUAUUUUUAUUUUUGUACUAGUUUGAAUUCAUAGAUAAAAGGAGGAAUUCAUGUUGUAUUGACAAUAUGCAUUUAAUUUUUUUUUUGUUAUGUUUACAUUUUCAAUAAUAUGUUCUGAGAGAACGUAGCCUACGUAAAUGAGGCAAAGUAGAUAUUUAAUAGUUUGCUAUGAGAGGCUUAAAUCGUUGAAUGGCGAUGGUAAUUUAUGACAAUGAGAGUAAUAUAUGACACCAAUUUGGAAUGGUGUGGAACGGAAGAUGUGGACAGUACUCCAUCCAAUUUUUCUGUUACUAAUUUAGAUAUAAUCGGUUUGAUAUACUCUAUUAUUGCACACUUAGUAGAUGCUGGAGUAGAUAUUUAUUUAGCAUGUUAUUAUUUUUCAAAUUCAAAUUAUGACUACUUUUCUUGGACCGUUGUCUUUAUUGCUGUACCAGCUGUGAUAAAUACCUGCAUCUCACUUACUAUGUAUGCAGAAGACGCCCAUAAUUUGAAUCAAAAGCGUUCAACACCAUGCUUGCUUAUUAAAAGCAAAGGAAGUAGGUGUUUAGGUGCUUUUCAGAUAUUUAUGCAUAUUUUGCAAUUAGCAACAGUAGCACGUUGCUGCGAUAGUCUUAAAUUUGCUUUUGCAAGUAGACAUGCUGAAAAAAAGAAUGAUAGAAAGGAACAGAAAUUGCAAUAUGAAAAUAUGUUAAAAGAAGACAGUGACAUAUCAUUACUACGUUUAAUUGAGUGUUUUCUUGAGUCAGCUCCUCAACUAGCUUUACAGCUAACAAUUAUUUUGCGAGACAGUGAAAGUUGGAAAGUUUUACAAAUUGUAUCAAUUAUUUCUUCAUUUCUGGGCAUAGUCUGGAGCAUUGCAGGAUAUCAUCGAGCUAUUCGUUUUGCACAAUAUGAUAAACAUAACAUUACAUGGUGUGGAACAGGCGUUCAAUUUAUGUGGCACUUUUGUAUAACAUUUUCUCGAGUAUUAUCAUUGUCUGCUGCUGCAACUAUAUUUCCCCUCAAAACAAUAGUGGGAUGCUUUGUUCAUUGCAGUUUUAUGACCCUGUGGAUAUUUUGCUUUGACCGAUCUCCUUUUUGUGGCAAAACUCUGUUCCAUACUUUUUUAUUUUCGGGUGUUUUGGGUUUAGUGUACUUAUUUACUUACAUAAUGUCUAAUGAUGGAAGAACUGCCAAAAAAUAUUCAUUCUACUACACAACAUGUUUUAUUGAAACGAUUAUUUGUGUAUCCAUAUAUGCUGUGUAUGUGGAAGAGAAUUUUCAUCCAAAACAUAUUUAUUUUGGUAUAAUUGUGAUGAGUAUCAUUCCAUACGUUUUAGGAAUAUGUUUUAUGAUUUUAUACUAUAGCAAAUACCAUCCAAAAAAAAUAAAUGUGGUUGCAUGA
Ctenocephalides felis (cat flea) is the source of this 1409-nucleotide messenger RNA. RefSeq names its product XK-related protein 6. The record is from RefSeq and is a predicted model, not a curated record. Gene Ontology annotation, cellular component: plasma membrane. The transcript has 5 exons. Gene Ontology annotation, biological process: phosphatidylserine exposure on apoptotic cell surface; engulfment of apoptotic cell; apoptotic process involved in development. The coding region runs from base 231 to 1409 and encodes 392 amino acids. Lineage: Eukaryota; Metazoa; Arthropoda; Insecta; Siphonaptera; Pulicidae.